This is a messenger RNA of Papaver somniferum (opium poppy), 3907 nucleotides long. Its product is annotated as receptor-like protein kinase 2. Bases 202 to 3747 code for a protein of 1181 amino acids. Gene Ontology annotation, cellular component: plasma membrane. The transcript has 2 exons. The record is from RefSeq and is a predicted model, not a curated record. Gene Ontology annotation, molecular function: protein kinase activity; ATP binding; protein binding. Gene Ontology annotation, biological process: protein phosphorylation. NCBI's taxonomy places the organism in Eukaryota, Viridiplantae, Streptophyta, Magnoliopsida, Ranunculales, Papaveraceae.
UUUCAAAACAUUGCUUGAAACUUGAACUUAGAACAAAGGGUUUAAGACAACAUAGAGACACAUACAGAGAGAGAUAGAGAUAGAGAGAAUUAAAGAGAGUUAAAAAGAGAGAAACCCAAUGCAAAAACAAACUCGAGAAGAAGAAAAAAAACUAGUUGGGAUUUGAGGAGAGGAGAUAAGGAGGAGGAAGAGGAGGCGGAGAUGUCGAUUCCGAGGUCGAGGCGGUCGAGGUGGUACUCGAGGCACCACCAUUACAACUCUCACUUCUACUCAUCUCCAACAACAACAACUAGAACUCCUCCUGCUCUUCAACUCCUACUGGUAGUAGCAUUAAUUUCACUUCAUCAUGGAAUCCAACCAGUUGAGUCUUCUACUUCUAUAUCUACCAGUACUAAUCAUGAAUCACUUCUGCUUCUUUCAUGGAUACAAACUUCAUCAUCAUCAUCUGUUACUUCAUCACUAAACUGGAAUCCUCAAGAUGCAAACCCAUGUAACUGGACAUACAUAACAUGUUCACCACCACCACAAAACACUGUCACUGGUAUAAACAUUCAAUCACUCCCUUUAAAUCUUCCAUUUCCUUCUGUCUUCUCUUCGCUUGGUUCUCUUGAAUCGUUAAUCAUUUCAGACUCAAAUCUCACUGGAACUAUCCCUUCUGAUAUUGGUAACUUUGUUUCACUUAAAACACUUGAUCUUAGCUCAAAUGGGUUAGUUGGUAUUAUACCAUCUUCCAUUGGUAAGCUCAAGAAGUUACAAGAUUUGGUUUUGAACUCCAAUCAACUCACUGGGAGAAUCCCAGCGGAGGUUUGUGAGUGUGAAAGUCUUGAGAAUCUUGUUGUGUUUGAUAAUCGUCUCAGUGGGAAUCUUCCCAGUGAGAUCGGGAAGCUCGAAAAUCUUCAGGUUGUUCGUGCCGGUGGGAAUAAAGAUAUUGACGGCAAUAUACCAGACAGUGUGGGUGAUUGUAAGGAUUUAACAGUUCUAGGUCUUGCGGAUACGAAAAUUUCAGGUUCUUUGCCAGCUUCAUUGGGUAGACUCAAGAAUCUCCAGACAUUGUCAGUCUACACGACUAUGAUUUCAGGGGAGAUUCCGCCGGAGAUCGGUAACUGCACUGAGCUUGUCAAUCUUUAUCUGUAUGAGAACAGUCUGUCAGGUGCACUUCCGCGAGAACUCGGUAAGCUUGGCAAGUCAGAGAAGAUUUUACUUUGGCAGAAUAAUUUUGUUGGUUCUAUUCCUGAAGAGAUUGGUAGUUGUAGUAAACUCAAAAUGAUUGAUUUUUCACUUAAUUUUCUUUCUGGGAGUAUACCUUCAUCUAUUGGUAAAUUGUUAGAACUCGAAGAACUAAUGCUUAGUGAUAACAAUAUAUCGGGAUCGAUACCUUCGGUUCUUUCGAAUGCUGUUAAUCUAAUGCAGUUGCAGCUUGACACUAAUCAGAUUUCGGGUUUGAUACCACCUGAACUUGGGUUGUUGUCAAAGCUUAAUGUUUUCUUUGCAUGGCAGAAUCAUUUAGAAGGAAGUAUUCCUUCUACAUUGGCUACUUGUAGUGACCUUCAAGCUUUAGAUUUGUCACACAAUUUUCUCACUGGAAGUGUUCCGGCUGGCCUAUUUCAAUUGCGCAAUCUGACGAAGCUUCUCUUAAUUUCAAAUGAUAUUUCUGGUGCAAUACCACAUGAAGUUGGUGAUUGCAGUUCCUUAGUUCGGCUUCGGCUUGGAGAUAACAGAAUUGGAGGAGAGAUUCCGAAGGAAAUUGGGAGACUAGUGAACCUUAACUUCCUCGACUUGUCUGCGAAUCAUUUGGUGGGUUCUGUUCCUGACGAGAUUGGAAAUUGCACAGGAUUGCAAAUGGUGGAUCUUAGUAACAACUCGCUCAGUGGGACGCUGCCUUCUUCUUUAUCAUCUAUAGCCGGAUUACAUGUAUUAGAUGUUUCUCUCAAUCGUUUUGUGGGUAACAUUCCGUCGAGUUUUGGGAAGCUUGGUUCAUUGAAUAAGCUCAUCCUUGGCAAGAAUUCGUUUUCCGGACCAAUACCUGAAUCGCUCGGACAGUGUUCAAACUUGCAACUGCUUGAUUUGAGCAGCAACAGUUUGUCUGGUGGAAUACCUGCUGAAUUAGGCCAGAUUGAGGCCCUCAGCAUUGCACUUAAUUUGAGCGGAAAUGCGCUUUCAGGAACCAUCCCAAAUGAAAUAUCCGAUCUUAAUAAGCUCGCAGUGCUUGACAUAUCACACAAUAACCUUGCAGGAGAUUUAAAACCGCUCGCGCCACUGGAAAAUCUUGUCUCGUUGAAUAUUUCCUUCAAUAAUUUCACUGGCUAUCUCCCAGAUAGCAAGCUAUUCCAUCAAUUGUCUGAAACAGAACUAGGUGGAAAUCAAGGUCUUUGUUCUUGGGGGCACAGGUCAUGUUUCAUAAGCAAUGCUGCUGGGAUGGAUUCAGCGAGAAAAAGUGCUAUCCGGUCUAGAAGAUUGAAGCUAGCAAUUGCCUUACUGAUCACAUUAACAGUGGCAAUGUUAAUUUUAGGAACCAUGGCAGUGAUUCGAGCACGGAAAGUUGUUAGGCAUGACGAUGAAUCUGAACUGGGUGCAGGAGAUCCAUGGCCGUGGCAAUUCACUCCAUUCCAAAAGCUUAACUUCUCAGUAGACCAAGUACUGAGAUGCCUAAUCGAAACUAAUGUGAUUGGAAAAGGGUGUUCUGGAAUGGUUUAUAAAGCAGAAAUGGAUAACGGUGAAGUGAUUGCAGUGAAGAAAUUAUGGCCAACAACAGUGCAUACACCUAAUAACAACAACAACGACGCCUGCGGUGGUGUUGGAGGAGGUGUUCGAGAUUCUUUCUCAGCUGAGGUAAAGACUCUUGGUUCUAUAAGGCAUAAGAACAUUGUCAGAUUCUUGGGUUGCUGUUGGAAUCGAAGUACAAGGCUACUCAUGUACGAUUACAUGCCGAAUGGGAGCUUGGGUAGUUUACUUCAUGAGAGGAGUGGAAGCUGCUUGGAGUGGGACUCCAGGUACCAGAUUGUUCUUGGUGCAGCGCAAGGCCUGGCUUACCUGCACCAUGAUUGUGUCCCUCCCAUUGUUCAUAGAGACAUCAAGGCCAAUAACAUCCUUAUUGGUCUUGAGUUUGAACCAUAUAUUGCAGAUUUUGGACUUGCCAAACUUGUCGAUGAUGGUGAUUAUGCUCGUUCUUCAAAUACUGUUGCUGGAUCCUAUGGAUACAUUGCUCCAGAAUAUGGGUACAGCAGGAAAAUAACCGAGAAGAGUGAUGUAUACAGUUAUGGUGUUGUUGUAAUGGAAGUGUUAACUGGAAAACAACCGAUUGACCCGACGAUACCUGACGGUCUUCACCUGGUGGAUUGGGUGAGACAAAAGAGAGGGGGAAUUGAGGUCCUUGAUCAGAGAUUACGUGCAAGACCAGAAUCCGAGGUAGAAGAGAUGAUGCAAGCGUUGGGUGUAGCAUUACUAUGCGUUAGCCCUAUACCAGAAGAGAGACCUGCAAUGAAAGAUGUAGCCGCCAUGCUCAAGGAAAUAAGACACGAGAGAGAAGAGUAUGCUAAAGUUGAUGCACUUCUACUAAAGGGAUCACCCGCAACAACAACAACGACGACGACUACUAAUAAUGAACACAGGCGACACGAGAAAGGAGCCCCAACGUCGUCAGCAUCAGCAUCAUUGCCAGGUUCACAAGGGCAAAGUAAUAAUACAAGUUUUUCUGCAUCAUUGUUACUGUAUUCGUCUUCCAGCAUUGCUAAAAACGGUUUCAAAUAAUUGAAAAAUGACAGUCAAAAGUUAUAAUCAAGGUAUAUUACUACAUCUUAGGGUAUUAUCACUUCCGCAGUAGCUACUCUUACUUCAAUAAAAAUUAGUACUAUACUAGGCUUAUCCUUAGCCAGAGUCCUUUCUGAUUCUACUCCUUAUUCUUACAAAU